Molecule: messenger RNA, 3597 nt
Organism: Tachysurus fulvidraco (yellow catfish)
Lineage: Eukaryota; Metazoa; Chordata; Actinopteri; Siluriformes; Bagridae
Gene: tbl1xr1b
Product: tbl1x receptor 1b
Exons: 16
Coding region: 344-1867 (507 amino acids)
Biological process (GO): regulation of transcription by RNA polymerase II
Cellular component (GO): histone deacetylase complex
Molecular function (GO): protein binding; transcription corepressor activity
Source: RefSeq, a predicted model, not a curated record
GCGCCUGGAAGGUCACGGAGUCUGUGACGUCGGUUUUGCUUCCUCUGAGCCGACUAGCUUCUGCUCCGUACGACUUUUCUGAAAAGUCUCAUUACUCCUUAUUACACGAAAUAAACCGCGACGCGUUCAUUAUCCGCGCGAGCAAACAAAGUGCGCUGCUGGAACUUAAGAGAAACGCAAACAAACGAGCACGCGCGCGACGUCUGGAUUAAAAACCGGGAUUUCAACGUUGAAGUAUUCCUCCAAGCUUCCCGAUGGAUCGCACGUGUGUGAGCGUCUGAUCCAACGUUCGAUCUCAUGGCUUCUCUCUUGCCCUGACGUCUUGGUUUAGCCAGGAUCCAAAAUGAGCAUAAGCAGCGAUGAGGUCAACUUCCUGGUGUACAGAUAUCUACAGGAGUCGGGAUUCUCUCACUCAGCGUUCACCUUCGGCAUAGAGAGCCACAUCAGCCAGUCGAACAUCAACGGUGCGCUCGUCCCCCCUGCAGCGCUCAUCUCAAUCAUCCAGAAGGGCCUUCAGUACGUCGAGGCAGAGGUCAGCAUCAACGAGGAUGGCACGCUCUUCGACGGCCGCCCAAUCGAGUCUCUGUCCCUGAUCGACGCCGUGAUGCCUGAUGUGGUGCAGACGCGCCAGCAGGUGUAUCGUGACAAGCUGGCACAGCAGCAGCAGGCCGCACCAGGGACGGCGAGCGGCGCCAAGAACGGAGAGAGCGCCGCGAAUGGAGAGGAGAACGGGACGCACAUGUUAUCUAACCACCAUUCGGACAUGAUGGAGGUGGACCGGGCGGUGGAGAUCCCGGCCCAUAAGGCCAUGGUGCUUCGUGGACACGAGUCCGAGGUGUUCAUCUGCGCCUGGAAUCCGGUCAGCGACUUGCUCGCUUCAGGGUCUGGAGACUCGACGGCGAGGAUCUGGAACCUGAGCGAGUGCAGCUCAGGAGGCUCCACCCAGCUGGUGCUGCGCCAUUGCAUCCGUGAAGGAGGCCAAGAUGUGCCGAGCAACAAAGACGUCACCUCACUGGACUGGAAUAGUGAAGGUUCACUGCUAGCCACCGGCUCCUACGACGGUUUUGCCAGGAUAUGGACUAAAGAUGGGAACCUUGCCAGUACUUUAGGCCAACACAAGGGACCUAUAUUUGCUCUCAAGUGGAACAAGAAAGGCAACUUUAUCCUCAGCGCUGGUGUCGAUAAGACCACAAUUAUUUGGGAUGCACACACCGGAGAGGCCAAGCAGCAGUUUCCAUUCCACUCUGCUCCGGCUCUUGACGUGGACUGGCAGAGCAAUAACACCUUCGCCUCCUGCAGCACAGACAUGUGCAUCCAUGUGUGUAAACUGGGCCAGGAUCGACCGGUCAAGACAUUCCAGGGUCACACGAACGAAGUGAACGCGAUUAAGUGGGAUCCGACCGGCAGCCUCCUGGCCUCGUGCUCAGACGACAUGACGCUAAAGCUUUGGAGUAUGAAGCAGGACACAUGCGUUCAUGACCUCCAGGCCCACAGCAAAGAGAUUUACACCAUCAAAUGGAGUCCCACCGGCCCUGGAACCAACAACCCCAACGCCAAUCUCAUGCUGGCCAGCGCGUCAUUCGACUCCACGGUGCGACUGUGGGACGCCGAACGUGGCGUCUGCGUACACACGCUGACACGACACCAGGAGCCCGUCUACAGCGUCGCUUUCAGCCCAGACGGCCGCCACCUCGCCAGCGGCUCCUUCGAUAAAUGCGUGCACAUCUGGAACACGCAGAGUGGCGCCCUAGUAAACAGCUACAGAGGGACAGGUGGGAUCUUUGAGGUGUGCUGGAACUCCACCGGGGAUAAAGUCGGAGCCAGCGCGUCAGACGGAUCGGUUUGCGUAUUAGACUUGCGGAAAUGACUCUGCCAAGGGGAUGCCGUGCAUCGACAAAGCACGUGCACCUCGCCAAAUCCAGACUCUCCACAUGAACUCUUCUAUAUUCCCCCAUGGGAUACGCAACUAAUAAAUCGCCCACGUCUCAACUUUUCUUUAUAUUCACUUCCCCUUUAUCCGCCAUUCCAAAAGUCGAUUCACUUCCUUGGUGACGUGAGCACCAGAAAGCGUCCUGAUAACACUGAACCUGAAGCGGUUUAAAUUUUUUUGUCUGUGUAUAUAUAUAUAUUUUUUUUUUUUUUAAACAUUGACAUCCUUAGAACUUGAUCUGUCUGGCAAAAGCCGUUAGGUCAGCGAUACCGAUUCAGCGUAAUGAACGGCUUAUCGAUUUAUACCAGCUAUGCAACGUUAUGGCUCGACAAACAAUCGUGCAGGAUGACCGUUUCGACUCUAUGAUAUUUUAUACACAAGCUAUUUAAGGGUAGAGUACGGAAAACGACCUGCAGACAAAAUUACAAGCAACUUUUUUCCUAAGACGCUUAAAGAAAUUAACGUCCGAGAUGAUUUUUUUUUUUAUUUUUUUUUUUUAUCCGAUCUUCGUAUCUUUAGCUAGCUGUGACGGUAAACAGUUCAGCUUCGUCGACGAUCGAUUAGUGGUCAUGUACGAAUGAUCUGAAUCAGAGUAUAAAUUCGUUUCGUGUACUAACAUCAUGUAGUUUUUUUUUUUUUUUUUUGGUUUUCAUCAUCUCAAGUACAGCUCUGAUGAUGGCAUGGAAUUUGCGUGUAUGCGUCGAUGUUUAUCCAGCGGAAAAGACGAUACUUGUAAACGCCCUAACGAGUUUUUUUUUUAAUAAAAUACCAUUAGACAGUCAUAGUUUAUUAUUAUUUUUUUAAACUCCAGAAGCAAAAGGACGGACGGCGAAGACGUUUCUUUCCUGCACUUUAGAUAGACGCAACGCAAAGAAAUCUGUCGAGCACUUAAUUCUGGAUGCCUUUUGACAAAAAAUAUAUCUCUCUUGUAUUGACUUGAACGUUAACUAGGAUGCUAGUUUCUAACUAUUGUGGCAUAUUUUUUGUUUGUUUUUUAAAGUAUCGCCUACUACGGCUUCACGUUAUUUUGUCAAAUCAUAAUUUGCUGAUUUUUUUUAUUAUUAUUAUUAUUUCCGUCCAGAAUGUCGCUAAAAUUUUGUAAAGAGAUGAGUAUUUUGAUGCUUGCUUAAACUUAUCGAUACUACAUAGAUUGUACCAUAAAGUCGCCUAUUUAUUAUAUUGUCUAUGACAGUGGAAUGGUAUUUUAUAACGUUUUUGGUUUUAAAGGCACGCUUUUUACGGCGAACCCUUCUUUCCGGUCUCGGCACUCGCUUCGCCGUGUCUUUUUGUACUCUUUUUGGAAUCUUUUUGUAAUUCUGCUUUAUUUGUAGUCAUCUGCGCAAAAAUAUAUCUAAAAAAAAAAUAAUAAAAAUUGAAAAAAAUAAAAUAAAAUUCUAAAAAAACACACGGGCAUAUCGUAAACAUCGUGGACCAUGUAAAUAAAUACCUGUUCAACUCAUCCAAACCCCGUUUUUUUGUUGUUCUUUUUGGGGUUUUUUUUUCUCUCCCUUUCACUUUUUGUUAUUUUCGACCUAAAAUAUUCCCUCCUUUUUUUUCUUUCUCCUGCUCAAAUUCUUGAUUUGACUUUUUGGGAUUUUUUUUUUUUUUUUUUUAAGUCAGAUCACAUGGAGGAAAAAAAAAGUCCAGAAUAAAAUAUAUUUUGAUAA